Ambispora leptoticha is the source of this 444-nucleotide messenger RNA. NCBI's taxonomy places the organism in Eukaryota, Fungi, Glomeromycota, Glomeromycetes, Archaeosporales, Ambisporaceae. The record is from the annotation of a GenBank genome assembly.
CUGCCGGUAACUCUGGAACAACUACGUUCAAGUCAAAUCGGAUUCAUUAUCAGAUUCUACAAUAUUUGUCCUGGAAUAGCCGAAAGAAUUCAGCGAAAGGCCGAAAAAUUAGUGCAAAAAUGGUCUCGAUUAAUCUUUAAUCUCUCAGAUGAUUAUCGAAACAGGCCUGUUGAAACUGUUGUAUAUGAUCCUGAGGCAGCAAGAGCAAGGAAUUAUUCUGAUGAAAGCAUACUAAGAAAAGUAAACGAGGAAAUGCGUACCGAAGCGGAAACAUCAUCUUCUACACGUGUACGCGCUCGUAUUCCGAUAAGAGAGCCACGCGAAUACCGAUUUGUGCCCGUGGUCAAGAAUCCUGUUUCUGUUGAGUCGAAGAAGAAGCCGAAAUACACUGGUGUCUAUAAGCGUCUCAAUCGAACAAUGACAGCACUUUCACGUAACAAGUGA